Messenger RNA from Mycena indigotica, 1107 nucleotides. Its product is annotated as FAD/NAD(P)-binding domain-containing protein. The transcript has 7 exons. Gene Ontology annotation, cellular component: cytoplasm. The record is from RefSeq and is a predicted model, not a curated record. Gene Ontology annotation, molecular function: electron-transferring-flavoprotein dehydrogenase activity; flavin adenine dinucleotide binding. Bases 1 to 1107 code for a protein of 368 amino acids. Lineage: Eukaryota; Fungi; Basidiomycota; Agaricomycetes; Agaricales; Mycenaceae.
AUGGCAUCCAAGAAGAACAUUGUCGUCGUCGGAGGGGGGUCUGGUGGCAGCCUUGUAGCCAAAACCCUCGCCGGAAAAAUUCCCUCUGCCCAAGUUACACUCAUUAAUCCGGUGGACUACCUCGUCUCCCGCCCCACACUCCCUCGCAUGACUGUUUCUGACCAAAACGACCUGUUGGAGACUGCUCUCGUGCCAUUUGACAAGCUAUUCACCACCCCAAACGGCAAAUUUGUCAAAGGCCUCGUAGAAACUAUCCAGGCCAACGAGAAAGGCGGCAAUGUGGUCCUCACAGACGGACAGCAAAUUGCCUAUGACUUCCUCGUUCUGGCUCCUGGCUCGAUAUGGGAAGGACCCUUAGACAUUCCUGAAGAUGCUGCUGGUGCUAAAGCGUUUGUGGCCCAGCAACGCGCUGCGUUCAGCAAAGCUUCCAAAAUUGUUCUCGUAGGGGGUGGCGCAGUCGGUAUCGAAUUUGCCGGCGAAAUUAAAGAUAUCUGGCCGACGAAAGAAGUCACGAUCGUGCACGGUGAAAAGGGCCUGCUCAACUCGACGUAUACAGCAAGCUUCCGCAAUGGAAUGGAAAAGGGGCUGCACGCUCGUGGCAUCAACAUUAUCCUUGACGACUUCGUCGACGACAUACCCACCGAUGGAUCUCCAGUGAAGACGCGCAAGGGUCACAGUAUCGAGGCAGACCUGGUGGUUUCAACCCGGGGACCCCGGCCGAGAACUGCGUUCAUUGCCCAAUCGUUGGGUGAAGAUGUCCUUGACAAACGCGGUCAAAUCAAAGUCCAACCCACUCUCCAGCUCAUCGGCCAUUCCAACAUUUUCGCGCUGGGUGACGCCAUUGACUACGUCGAGCAAAAGCAGGUCAUGAAGGCCAUGGCUCAUUCCGGUAUCGUCACCGCCAACAUCGUUGCCUUGGCUUCAGGAAGCACAAAAUUAAAGCCGUACAAGGGCUCGACGGAGAUGAUCAUUGUCACCAAUGGCAAGAAUGGCGGGCGCGCUUACAUUGGGAUGUUGUGGGGCAUUGUACUCGGUGACUGGUUUGCGCGUAUGAUCAAGUCGAAGACACUCCUUGUGCCCAUGACGCGGGGAAACAUGGGAUACUAG